UCCCAAGCGAGAUCCUUCUCUUUCUCUCAGUUUUUAGCCAUGCCUUCCGGAGCUCCCAAGAACUGCUCAAAGACCUACAAGGUCCCCCGUCGUCCCUUCGAGGCCGCUCGUCUCGACCAGGAGUUGAAGCUCGUUGGAGAGUACGGUCUCCGCAACAAGCGUGAGAUCUGGCGCAUUGGUUACACCCUGUCUAACAUCCGUCGUGCUGCCCGUGAGCUCUUGACUUUGGAGGACAAGGAUCCCCGCCGCCUCUUCGAGGGUAACGCCUUGAUUCGUCGCCUGGUCCGUAUUGGUGUCUUGGACGAGGACAAGAUGAAGUUGGAUUACGUCUUGGCCUUGAAGAUUGAGGACUUCUUGGAGCGUCGCCUCCAGACCCAGGUCUUCAAGCUCGGUCUUGCCAAGUCCAUCCACCACGCCCGUGUCCUGAUCCGUCAGCGCCACAUCCGCGUCGGCAAGCAGGUCGUCGACAUUCCCUCGUUCGUCGUCCGUCUUGACUCCCAGAAGCACAUUGACUUCUCCCUUACCUCUCCCUAUGGUGGUGGACGUGCUGGCCGUGUCAAGAGAAAGCGCGCCGCUGCUGCCGCCAACAAGGGCGACGGUGCUGAGGAGGAGGAUGACGAGUAAACAUCCAAGCCCACUCGCUCAUAACAAUAAACAUAUUACGAGUUCUUCUCUUAA
Molecule: messenger RNA, 678 nt
Organism: Gamsiella multidivaricata
Lineage: Eukaryota; Fungi; Mortierellomycota; Mortierellomycetes; Mortierellales; Mortierellaceae
Product: S-9
Exons: 2
Coding region: 40-624 (194 amino acids)
Biological process (GO): translation; positive regulation of translational fidelity
Cellular component (GO): cytosolic small ribosomal subunit
Molecular function (GO): rRNA binding; structural constituent of ribosome
Source: RefSeq, a predicted model, not a curated record